UAUUAAUUAGUUGUGGCAGUUGUACAAAAUCCAAUGUUAAGUAAAGUUCUUCUCUAAAGUUUGGAUAUCAUACACCAUAGUCAGAAUUUGACUAUUAAACAUGGGGAAAGGACACGGAGAACACCCUCCGAGAAAGUUUGUUGGUGACCAGUAUUUUUGUGAGGUGUGUAUAUUUGGUUUCAUGGCAGCAAGUAUAUCACUGUCCAGUCUGAGCGCCGGUAUGGAUGAUGGGGGAACAUUUCCCUACCAAUACUUCUUCACUGGAUUUAUUUUAGGAGCUAUCCUUCUCGUGAACCUAAUAUCAAGAAUAUAUGUUGUCAACGCUGUUGAGAAGAAAGGAGUGACCAGAAAGAACAUAAUAAAAAUACUGACGAAAACAACAAUUGGUAAUAUUAUCUGGCCAUGGACCUGCAGAGUUGGAAUGUUAUGGUGUAUUCCUGGUAUACUUCUUACUGCAAUAGGUGGUGUUAAUUGUGGAAUAGAUAAAAAAGAAAAUAACACUGUUGUUGUGAGAAACACUUGCUACUAUGAUAUCGAAGGCGAACGGGGAGAUAUGUACAGAGGCCUUGCAAUUGGCCUGCUUGUUGUGCAUAUAUUUUCAUUUAUUUACUUGCUUUUAAGUAACUGUCCGGUACACACAGUCCUAGAGCAAAUAAAAGAAGAUCCAAAACCUGCCAGAAAUAACACAAAUAGACCUAAUGCACAGCCUUCUACCAACACAACAGCUCCAGCUGCGAGUACAAGUGCUAAUUCGACGAGUGCAAGCGCUAAUACAAAUGGUGCAAGUGCUGCAGGGACAAGAAAUACUAGAGAGUUGGUAGAAACGAUUGAACGACUAGAAACUAGGAUUAGAGAAAUUGAAAACAGGGAAACUACUCGCGUACAAGCGUUUAGUUAUAGUGGAAUUUCUGAACCACCUCCUUACAGUCAGCUUAUGGAAGAAACAUCUAUAGAAAAUAAUUCAAGGACACAUCCUGUUUAAACAUUUCAUUGUUGUGAUAUUCACUUUUGUCUUUGUUCGUUUGAGACUCCCUAUGUAGGAUUUUGCUACCAUAGUAGGCCUCAUCGCACCCAAAUCCUGAGACAUAUCAGGUCCGAUUCUAGUGAAGUUCUUGUAGGACGCCGGAUCCUCAGCAACAAGUUCGUCAAUGAGAGCCUCAUACUGGCCAUGAACAUGUCUUCGUAAAAUCCAAUUUCUGGUCAAACAUCUCCCCUGAUUAAAUAUGUAAUCAUCAAUGAAAAAUGUUGAUCAAUACUGCUUCUCUUUUGAUUUUAAAUUUGGUUGCACAUUUUACAAUUAUAUUAAUUAUCGUGAAUGUUCUGUUUUAAUAAUAUGUAAACAGUUAAUGUUAUUGUCAUUCAAAGCCUUCGGUCUAUGUACAUAUUUGCUCCAAUUUCCCGAUCCAAUGUUUUGUAGAAUAUUAAACUUUUAUAAGGAAAUGGGGAUCAUCCUUUGCAAAAGUAAGUACAUUAUGUACAUUACAUAAAGUAAAUAAAAAGCAUGGAUAAGCAAAUAGAUUACAGAUGUAAAAAUGAAGUUACCUUUAUUUUAUGAUCGGCUAUAAUAUACAAUCUCAAUUCGACAUAAUUUCAGAUAUUAUAUUUAUUAUUUAGUCAGACUGACC
This is a messenger RNA of Ruditapes philippinarum (Manila clam), 1625 nucleotides long. RefSeq lists its product as uncharacterized. The record is from RefSeq and is a predicted model, not a curated record. The transcript has 5 exons. Bases 101 to 982 code for a protein of 293 amino acids. NCBI's taxonomy places the organism in Eukaryota, Metazoa, Mollusca, Bivalvia, Venerida, Veneridae.